AUGCGAGGUACAAUUAGUCCUGAAUCUUUGUUGUUUGAUCUAGAAAUCGAAAGAACUUGUCGAUCUAAUCGUGCACAACAGAGGAAGAAGAAGGGCCAAGCCAAAGCUACCGCUGCAAUGGAGGAAGCACAAGCUGAAGCAAGAAAUCGAGCUGCGUAUGAAGCGAGAGUAGAAGCUGAAGUUGAAGCUCGGAUUCUUCGCCAGAAAGAAGAAGAAGCUGAACGUGAUGCUCAGAGACCAUUGAGGGAAAUCACUGCCCCUCGUAUGAGCUAUACAUAUGAGGGCAGCGUUGUCCUUCCAGCAGACAUACCAGACAACUUUCAGAUUCCACAUCAUUAUAUUCAGUUGGUAAGCCAGCAUCAGUUUGGAGGUAAAGCUAUUGAGGAUGCGCAUGCUCACAUGGACAGAUUCACCAGACAUUGUGAGUCUCUAAAAAGGCGUGAAGUCUGCUUGGAUACAGUCCGGAUGAUUCUUUUUCACUACACUUUGAAGGAUGUUGCAGAAGAUUGGUUGAGGUCACAACCCCCUAACAGCAUUCGAACAUGGGAGGACUUGGUGGGAAAAUUUAUCGCCAAAUUCUUUCCAUCCACACGCAUCAGAAAGGCGAAGCAGGAAAUUUAUGCAUUUAAACAGAGCAAAUCUGAAAAUUUGUAUGAGGCUUGGGAGCGGUUCCAAGAACUUCUGAGGAAGUGUCCCGGUCAUAAUAUUUCUACUGGUGAACAAGUGGACAAAUUCUACUCAUCAUUGCGUGAGUACGCAAGAGGUAUGUUGGACGCAGCAGCUAAUAGUGCAUUUGAUUCAUUGCCUGCACACAAAGCUCUUGAGAUCAUCGACAAUUUGGCCACUAGAUCUUCACAGUCAGAUUAUGAUAGGGAGAACCGGGAAAGUGUGCAUGAAGUUGGAACAAAUGUUGAUGUUCUCACCUCCAACAGGAAGUUGUCACAAAAGAUGGAUUCCAUAGUACAACGUUUGGACGGUCGGAAACCAAGUGUUGAAGAUGCUGAUUUUGACGAGGAAGUGAAGGCAAUGGGUAAUCCUCAAAACAACCCUUACUCAAAUACCUACAAUCCGGGUUGGAGGAAUCACCCUAACUUCUCAUGGAGAGAUCAAGCCAAGUCUGGAAAUUUGAGGCAGUACUCAAAUCAAAGGGGUUAUAGUCAAGAUCAAAAACCUCUGUCCUCUCAAGAGCAAGGAAGUGGAAAGAAGAGCUUGGAAGAGAUUGUGGGAGAACUGGCACAAGCUACUAGCAAGCUUCAAGUGUCGACAGAUAGCUUCAUCAAUGAAUCAGGAAAUAACUUUAAGAAUCAGGAGGCUUCGAUCAAAAAUUUGGAGAAUCAGGUCGGUCAAAUUUCCAAACAAUUAUCUGAGAGACCUCCAGGUAUGUUUCCUAGUAACACUGUGCCUAAUCCUAGGGAGAAUAUUUCUGCUGUUACACUAAGAAGUGGAAAAGUUAUGCAUGAAAUUGAAAAGAAAAAAAAUAAUGAAAAGAAUAAGAGUGAGACUGGGAAUAAAAGUGAAUCUGAAGUGAUAAGUAAGGAAAAAGAACAGAGUGAAGAUAGGAUAGUGAAAGAGAGAAAAGUAGAUUUAGAAAGUAAUAAGUUUACAAAAGUUCAUUUUCCCCCUUUCCCCACUAACAUAGCAAAGAGGAGGUUGGAGAAGCAUUUCUCCAAGUUCGUUUCUAUGUUUAAAAAGUUGCGUGUAGACCUCCCAUUCUCUGAAGUUUUAGGAAAGAUGCCUCAAUAUGUCAAGUUCAUGAAGGAGAUAAUUUCUAAGAAAAGGAAGUUGAGUGAAGAGAAUGACAUCGUUGAGCUUACUGAGGAGUGUAGCGCUAUUCUGCAAAAGAAGCUUCCACCUAAACGAAGGGACCCAGGUAGUUUCACUCUACCUGUUAAUUUUGUGGCUUCAAAGGAAGUGAGAGUUUUAUGUUAUUUGGGGGCGAGCGUCAACUUAAUGCCUCUAUCAAUGUUCGAGCGACUUAAUGUUGGAGAGCUGAAGCCAACAAUGAUGAUGCUUCAACUAGCAGACCGCUCCAUGGUGUCUCCUUGGGGAGUUGUUGAAGAUGUGCUAGUGAGAGUAGGAGAGUUUGAGUUCCCGGUGGAUUUUGUGAUAAUUGAUAUAAACGAGGACUCUAAAAUACCAUUGAUUCUGGGAAGACCAUUCCUAGCCACUUCACAAGCGAAAAUAAAUGUGGGAAAAGGAACAAUAUGUUUAAGGGUAGCUGAUGAGAAAAUCACUUUCACCAUAUUUGACCUAAAGCCAAAGCAAAUUGAGAAGAAUGAUGCAUUCUUGGUAGAGAUGAUGGACGAGUGGAGUGAUGAGAAGUUGAAGCAGUUCUUCCUUAAACAAAAAGCGGGAGCAUCAAAUAAGAAGAAAAAGAAAAACACGCAGAGCGACCAAACUGAGAAAGUCUACUCAAUGAGCAUGGUUGUCAACUCAGAGCAGAAGGAGGAGAACCUAGGAAAUCAAGCUUAA
Messenger RNA from Lotus japonicus, 2472 nucleotides. RefSeq lists its product as uncharacterized. The transcript has a single exon. Lineage: Eukaryota; Viridiplantae; Streptophyta; Magnoliopsida; Fabales; Fabaceae. The record is from RefSeq and is a predicted model, not a curated record. The coding region runs from base 1 to 2472 and encodes 823 amino acids.